Messenger RNA from Orbicella faveolata, 3531 nucleotides. RefSeq lists its product as uncharacterized. Lineage: Eukaryota; Metazoa; Cnidaria; Anthozoa; Scleractinia; Merulinidae. The record is from RefSeq and is a predicted model, not a curated record.
AUUAAAUUAAAAAAACAAAACACUUGAAAUCAUGUCUUUUUAAAAGCGCCUUUUAACAUCCAUUUCUUUUAAUAUUUCUUGAGGACGUUUUAAUUUACAUUUUAAUCCUAAACACUUUUAACUAUGUUAACUCAUUUUUAUUGUGAUGCGCCUUCGGCAAUUUGUAGACUGGGGCUGUAGAAGUGUAAUUGUUGUUAUCACGUUUUCGGGUAUUUAUUCGGGGCCUAUGCCGAGCCCAAGAAACAAGCCUCGACGCUAAUAGCAGUGCAGGAAGCCUGCACGAGAAGUUCGUAUUUUUUUCAUAAUUUGAAGUGGAAAGUACAACUCAGUGUUGCAUUGGCUAAACAACCAUGGCUGCUGGUGGCACUCUCCUGGUCAUUCUUGUUCUGACGUCAGUGAAUGUAAUGCUUGCUAAGAGGCCGAACUCCCCAAAUCAUCUAUUAAUCUGCGAGAACGCUACGGGAAAUUUCUCUAAAUGUGAGAACUAUCCAGGUAUAAUCAACAUCAUGAAUGUGGAAUUUAAAGAGGAAAAUGAAGAUUACUGCGACAAUCAACCCAGCCGAAACAGAAGUAAGUGCUUCGCCUCAGAACGUGACGAACAAAAACUGACAUCCAUUCUCGGAAAAAUAUGCGAUGGCAAGCGGAAGUGCAAAGUCCACUUGUCACAUGGAGUUUACGAAGGCAUGGAUCUUCCCUGCCGAGACCUGAACAUUAGGAUACGCAUUGGGAUAUUCUAUGACUGCAUAUACUCCCCCAAACCUUCCGGGUCGCCUUACAAGCCAACUCACUCAACAGCAGAACCAUCUACCACGGAAAUCUCAACUACUUCCUUGUCAACGCUCCCCAGUUCUACCUUAACCAGUGCCACGGUAGAAGUGUCCACGGAUGCGAGUAGGGGGACCUACGCUGGCGAAACCACGACAAUACAAGUAUCAAACACAACAAAUGUAUGGAAACGACGGCGUCCCAGAAGCUGUAACUUAUCCGAAGAGAUUGAUGGUACCUCGGUAACUCAGCUCAGUUCCGAGGGCAAUCUUCAGUUUCCCAUGCCUUGCGGCACAGGCUCUUUACUUGUUUAUAUUUAUUCCUUGAUGCUCACGCUUGUUUCAUGACCUGGCGUGGCACCACUAUAUGAUUUUCGCGCACAGUAAGGAUGAGCAGAAAUAGUGUCUACAUUUGUUCAUAAGUAUCCUCAAGGAAUUACAAUUUGUUUGAAUCUAAAAAAAAUAUUGCUCUGACUGACUAAAAUCCUUCUGGCGGGAAAAUUACAAAAUAUAUUUUAAAGAAUGAAUAAAAACUAGAUAAAUAGAAAGCUGAAAAAUAUUUUGACGCUUAUCUAAAAAGCUAAAAUUAAUCUCACGGGAACUUUGUUAAAGCCUAAAUUUUCGGCCAAGUGUUGCCUUGAGGUAGAAACUGUAGAUUAUGCAAAUGACUCUGCUUUAAAUUCUGGCGAUGGGAACAGAAAGUUGAUAAAAAAUUAGUCUUUAACAAUUAUUUUUCUUAAUUUUAUUGUUUGAGAUCAGUUUUAAAAUAGUUUACAAUUCGAAACAAAUAGAAGUUAUUUUGCGAGGAUGCCUUGAAUAUAACGUUUUCGCAAGUAUAGCGACGUACUCUAAAUUUUAUAAUUCUAAACGAAGCCGCGAUGUAGCACUGUUAUGGAAAAUACUUAGUUUUCAUUGCAGCGAGAAAUAGGUAGUGAGGUAAAGCACAAAUCCCUGGAAGUAGUCGUUUUUCUUAUCAGCGCAGUAACGGAUUACUGCUUUCACCUAUGUUAAAGUAAAGAUGUUUAAAAUUCACCAAAGUGUAAUUCAAAACCUGGAUUGCCUUUUCAGCGUUCAUCUCAAGGACCUCUCCUUUUUUCUUUUAUGUCUCUGUGUUCAGCUACGCCUAUGGCUAUGAUUAUUGUUUGGAUAAGUUCGUUUUUUAAUAGUAGAUCAAGAACUGUACUCUGAUAGAGAGUGGUGUCCUUCGUUAUCCUAGCUCGCUUACCAUAGUCACUGAUCAGGCAAGUAAUAAAAUGCUUGUGUUGUGACAUGUGGCUUACUAAAAAAUAUGCUGUUAUGCAACCCAAAAUAAUGUACCAAUGCUCUCUCUACUUUUUCCACGAUGUUGCAGCACAGAUUUCUCGCUCUUUUUCCCAAAGAUACUACAUGUAAGGUUUUUCGAAAGGUGGAGGCCCGGCGAAAAACUUGAGUUCAAAAUUUUGUGGCUAACAGGAAUAAUCUUCAGCAUCACCCGAAGAAUUAUUAGCGUUUUCCAUAUUUUAGGAAAAGAAAAAUAGGAAUUAUGUUUUAAAAGUGUCAACAUCCAUGAAAAAAAUUGCUGUUUGACUUAGAAAAAAUACCAAUAGACAAACUGUCGUCAGCGUGCAAUAACUGUUACCAGCUUGAAGCCGGGUUUUCACUAAGACAUAAGCAUAAGCAUGAGCAUCACGGCAGUGAGGACGGCCACAGCACAACACAAGCACACGGUAGUGAGUACAUGGAUAACACAAGCACAAGCAGAACAAAAAGUUUUGUUAUUCUUGUGCUUGUACUUGUGUUUGUGUCAAGUGAGAACGCUCUUCUAUAAGAUAACUAUAAGCGGAAGCGGUAGUCCGCCAUCUUGUUUUACUGUAUCGAGGAGGCAUGGAGCCGAAGAUGAGGCAAUUAUCCCGCGCAUGCUGACGUGCGUAUGCUUGUGUUGUGGGCGUCUUCACUACCGUCAUGCUUCCGUUUGCACUUGUGUUCGUGUAUUAAAUGAAACCAGGCUUAACAUUUAAUUGGUAUUGGAUACUUUUUAAGAGUACACAUGUUGACAUGUGUGCAAAUGCAAACAUUAUAAACAUUAUGAUAAAAAAAUACAUAAUUAUACCAACAAACUCGAUCUCACAGUCACAAGGUUUUCUUACGUUUCUGUCAAAUUCAACAGUCCGUUCGUUGCCAAUAUGUGUUUAACAAACCAAGUGUAAAAAAAUAGACAAUUACUGGAAAGGUGAAAUCCUUUACUAAUUUACACAGGGUUAUAAUAAACACACACCUUCAUAGUUAACAGUAAGAGUUUAAAAACGUAUUACAGCUAACGAUAACCCUUAAAAAGUUCAAGUUGUUGAACUUGUUGGGCAAGGAACAUUUUGAGUGACUAUUCAACAGCAAUCAUGGCAUUUAUUAGCCUUGACUUACCCGAAUGUCCGAUGUUGAUUGUUAUAAGUUAUGGACGACUAUGUUAUGAAGUCUUGAAUACGCGCUUAUGGAGAAAGAAAGAUAGCGUGCAAGUUCUUGCAUAUUUCUGGGAGAGGUUUUCAUAAUGGUAUUAUAAGUUACAUAGGGUUCCUUAUUAACCGCACAAGGACGCUCUUUAAAUGGCACUUACUGUGAUAAGGUUACCGGGAUGCUGUGUGACAUUAAAACAACGCUUCAAGUCAACUUAGAAUCAACAAAACAACAGCAUCUGGUGUCUUUCUCACGAAGGUUGUUUAUGUUUUGUACGCUUGACCAAAAUCAGUUUGUAUUAAGAAGAAAAAUUAAAAUAUAAAUACAAAAAAAAGUAACA